GGACUAACGGGGUGCGGACUCAAAUACGUUCGUGACUUUCGGAGGGAUUCGGAGGCCGGAAAGCGGGAAAUAUUCUGGAGGAAAGUUCAUUGCUGAGGAGAAAACAGGCAAAACAAAAAUGGGUUCUGCUCUGAGUGGAGCAAUGAAAGAAACAAUGGAUGACAACAUGAAGAAGAAUCAAGAGUUUAUGUUGGAAACUCAAAAAAUUCAGCUAGGAAGACAACUUCAGAUGCAGAAUGCCAUGAGAGAAAGACAAAUGUCCAUGCAACUGGCUGCAGCUAGAGAAAUGUUUUAUUGGUUGGCUUCAUUCUAUGGGAUUGCGAGCGUUGGUAUGUUUGCUGGGUUCUCGAAAUCCAAGAAGCCAGCAGUUUUAAUUCCUUUCCUUCCUCUUACCUUUAUUGUGGCAUAUCAGGCUGAUUAUGUUUAUGGAACCAAAAUGAGCAGGAUAAGGGAGGAAGCUGAGCACAUCAUGAAAGAAGAACGAGCAUUCCUUGAACUUCCAACUGGAAUGCCUGAUUAUCAAUCAAUUGAGGAGGCAAGACUGAAGGCAGAAGGAAAAUCAUCCUAAACACUCUUUAGUCUCAUAAACCAGUGCAGCUGAAUGCAUGAUAUACCUCUGUGCAUACAACGUCUAUUACUUACAUGUACACAAAUUAUAAUGGAGACUCUUUCUUCAGUGUAAACAUUCUAUGCAAUUCAAUCUUUACUUUGCAAACAGGAUACAUGUUAAACCUACAACUGUAUGUAACCAAUGUGUUGUUCCAGCAAAUAUACCCUCAUAUAGAUAGAAUUUUUUAGGCUGCACAAUGUACACUUCCAUUCAAGGCUAUUCAAAUUAUACUCUUGAUAACAAUUUAUGGACUUUGUGCUAAUACAUGUACAGACACUAUAAGAGGUCACCAAUAAACUAAGUUCAUCGGAUGGAGAAGUUAA
Messenger RNA from Orbicella faveolata, 933 nucleotides. RefSeq names its product plasminogen receptor (KT)-like. The record is from RefSeq and is a predicted model, not a curated record. Gene Ontology annotation, cellular component: plasma membrane. NCBI's taxonomy places the organism in Eukaryota, Metazoa, Cnidaria, Anthozoa, Scleractinia, Merulinidae. Gene Ontology annotation, biological process: positive regulation of plasminogen activation.